AUGUUUAUUAAACAACUAUUAAAGCCUUUAUUUCCCAAAUUCAUCAACCACAAAAUCCUAUCUCCAAUCUCGACCUCCUCUACAAGUUUCGCAGAGACUCAUUUUGGUUACCAAACAGUCGACGAAAAUGAAAAGGCUCAAAAAGUCUACACAGUAUUCGAGCAAGUAGCAAAUUCUUACGAUUUAAUGAACGAUGCAAUGUCUUUAGGAAUACACCGUUUGUGGAAAGAUAAAUUUGUAGAAAAACUAGGACCUAUGCAUGGUACUAACCUAUUGGACGUUGCUGGAGGAACAGGUGACAUAUCAUUCAGAGUGUUAAAAUAUUUAUUAAACACUGAGAAUUGUAUGAAUAAAAAUGCCAAUACUGUUUGUGAUAUAAACCAGCACAUGUUAGAUGUUGGUAAGAAACGGUUUGAGGAAUUGAAUAUAAAACAAGAUUCUGUUACCCUUGAUUGGGUUUGUGGAGACGCAGAGAAAUUGUGCUUUGAAGACAAUACUUUCUCGGCUUAUACUAUAGCAUUUGGUAUCAGGAAUGUAACACAUAUAGAUAAAGCUUUGAAAGAAGCUUAUCGAGUGCUGAAACCAGGUGGUAGAUUUAUGUGUCUAGAAUUUAGCCACUUGGAUAACAAAGUGUUGCAACAAAUUUAUGACAAGUACUCAUUUGAGGUUAUACCUCCUAUGGGACAAAUUCUUGCAGGACAGUGGCAACCAUAUCAAUACUUGGUUGAAAGUAUACGUAAAUUUCCACCACAAGAAGAGUUUAAAGAUAUGAUACGAGCAGCAGGUUUUUUAGAAGUUACUUUUGAAAAUUUAACACUAGGCGUGUGCAGUAUUCAUUCAGGUUUCAAAUUAUAAUAAAUAUAAUAUAUAUAUUGUUACUUAAAUUUAUUUAUAA
Molecule: messenger RNA, 895 nt
Organism: Ctenocephalides felis (cat flea)
Lineage: Eukaryota; Metazoa; Arthropoda; Insecta; Siphonaptera; Pulicidae
Gene: Coq5
Product: 2-methoxy-6-polyprenyl-1,4-benzoquinol methylase, mitochondrial
Biological process (GO): ubiquinone biosynthetic process
Molecular function (GO): methyltransferase activity
Source: RefSeq, a predicted model, not a curated record